This is a messenger RNA of Sitodiplosis mosellana (orange wheat blossom midge), 1631 nucleotides long. RefSeq names its product 3-hydroxyisobutyryl-CoA hydrolase, mitochondrial-like. Gene Ontology annotation, cellular component: mitochondrion. Lineage: Eukaryota; Metazoa; Arthropoda; Insecta; Diptera; Cecidomyiidae. Gene Ontology annotation, molecular function: 3-hydroxyisobutyryl-CoA hydrolase activity. The transcript is spliced from 7 exons. Gene Ontology annotation, biological process: L-valine catabolic process. The record is from RefSeq and is a predicted model, not a curated record. Bases 347 to 1492 code for a protein of 381 amino acids.
AAAUGUUGUUUUUAUAGCAAGAAACGUGUGGUAAUUUUGACAACUGAUGCUAUUUAUACUGUAGAAACAAAUAAAGGCAAACAAAAUUGAUGUUUUGUCCAUCAAUUAAUUUUUUUUUGAGAUAUUUGGCGAAGUUUUAUCAAGUGAAAAAGUGAAUUUUUCGCAUAAUUUCGUCUAUUGUGAUUUGUUUUCUUUGUGCACUAACCUCAAUUUAACUCUUUUAAAUUAUGAUUUUGUGCUUUUGAAACGAUCACAGUAAUCGUACACACAGGUUAUCAGUAAACAGCUGUCAUUGCUUGGAUCUCUCUGUGUAUGAAAACCACUGAUAAACAUAUCAGCUAAAAAAAUGAUUCAUAAAUUGUUGUCGCGACCAGUAUUGAGUAAACUAUUACAAAAUAAUAUCAGACUAAUGGCUACAGGCAAGGAAUUGCCAGCUACCGAUUUGGUGUUGGCCGAAGAAAUCGGAGAUAAGGGAUUGUUGACCUUAAAUCGGCCAAAAGCAUUGAAUUCAUGCAAUUUUGAGAUGGUUAACAAAGUUGGAAUUGCUUUGGACAACUGGAAGAACACAAAGUCAAUAAUAAUCAUCAAAGGCGUUGGGGGAAAGGCAUUCUGUGCUGGAGGUGAUGUAAAAACAAUCGUCGAAGCUGACACUCCUGAAGUUGGCAAAAAAUUCUUCGGAACGGAGUAUGUUAUGAACUACGACAUUGGAACUUUGACGAUUCCGUACGUAGCGUUGAUCGAUGGCAUUACGAUGGGUGGCGGUGUUGGUCUGUCAGUUCACGGGAGAUAUCGAAUUGCCACGGAAAAAACACUGUUUGCCAUGCCAGAAACAGCCAUUGGCCUUUUCCCUGAUGUAGGCGGUUCAUACUUCUUGCCACGUCUUCAAGGCAGACUUGGUUAUUACUUGGGAUUGACCGGAUUCCGACUAAAGGGCCAAGAUGUGUUCCAUGCUGGCGUUGCCACACACUACUGUGAAAGCGCUAAAAUUCCCGAAAUCGAAAAAGCCUUGCUCGAACUGAAAAACACUAAAGACGUUGAUAAUGUUAUCAACGAUUUUUGUCCGAAGCCUAAAUCAGAAUUCGUAUUAGCAAAACAUCUCGACCAAAUCAAUAAGACAUUUAAUGCACCUACUGUGGAGGAAAUUUUAAGCAAUUUGGAAAAGGAUGGCAGCGAAUGGGCACAGAAAACAAUUAAAACUCUUCGAACCGUUUCACCAACCAGUUUGAAAGUGACACUCCGUCUACUCGAUCUCGGAUCGAACUUUUCGUUAGGCGAAUGUUUGCAGAUGGAGUAUCGCUUGGCGGUGCGUUGCGUUGAAGAUAGUGACUUCCAUGAAGGUGUUCGUGCUUUACUCAUUACAAAGGACAAUAAUCCGAAAUGGAAUCCACCACGCAUCGAAGAUGUCACCGAAGAACGAGUUAAAUCAUUCUUCCAACCACUUCCAAACAACGAAGACUUGAAAAUAAACGUGAAAUUGAACUCAAAAUUGUAAACACGACCUAGUCCAAUGGCCAAAAUUAAAUCAAAAUCCCGACCAUGAAAAGAAAACAGUUCUAAACUGCUGCUAUUGAAUCAUCAAGAAUGUUGUAAAAAAAUCUCGUACAAAUAAAAAUUUUAUAUUUUCAAUUUUA